This is a messenger RNA of Fundulus heteroclitus (mummichog), 1610 nucleotides long. RefSeq names its product cytochrome P450 3A56-like. The transcript has 8 exons. Bases 242 to 1210 code for a protein of 322 amino acids. Gene Ontology annotation, molecular function: oxidoreductase activity, acting on paired donors, with incorporation or reduction of molecular oxygen; steroid hydroxylase activity; heme binding. The record is from RefSeq and is a predicted model, not a curated record. Lineage: Eukaryota; Metazoa; Chordata; Actinopteri; Cyprinodontiformes; Fundulidae.
GUAAUUAGGUACUUUUUUUCAGCUUCUUUUAUGCCUGAAUAUACUUUUGGCAUUUGGCUUUUACAUUGCUAGUCUAUUUAAGGAUGACGUUUAGUCCUAAUUUCUGUUGCAACAUCACAUUAAAAUCACUUAGCUCUAUGAGCAGCUGUAUGCAUUCUUGUACUGCAGAACAAAUUUACGUAUAGGUUGGAGCCUGUGGUUUACAUCUUGUGUGUUUUUUAGCACAUUUGGACCCUACAGCAUGGAUGUGAUGGUAAGCUGUGUAUUUGGUGUGGACCUGGACUCAAUCAACAAGCCUGCAAAUCCCUUCAUUACCCACGCCUCAAAGCUUUUUAAUUUUCCUUUGCCUCUUUUCUUUUUUCAAGGGUUUUUUCCAUUCUUCCUUCCUCUUUUGGAGCUCCUUGGGCUUUCAUUUUUUCCCAAGUCCUCUACUACUUUCUUUAGAACGGUUGUGGAGAAAAUAAGAGCAGAACGGAAUGAGAGCUCAAGAAAGAAUUUGACAGAUAUUCUUCAGUAUUUCAUCAACUCAAAAUCCAGUAAAGAAAGGGAGAAUCUGGGUCUGAAUGAUCAUGAGAUCUUUUCUCAAGUCACAAUGCUCCUGUUUGCUGGUUAUGAAACCAGUGCCACCACUCUCGUUUUCUUAGCAUACACUUUGGCAAGGAAUCCUGAAGUCAUGAAACGUCUGCAACAAGAGAUAGACUCAACUUUUCCACACAAGGGUCCAGUCCAGUAUGACAGUCUGAUGCAGAUGGAGUACCUCAGCAGUGUGGUGGAUGAGUGUUUGAGGCUCUACCCCCCAGCUGCACGUUUGGAGCGAACGGCUAAGGAAACGGUAAAAGUCAAAGGAAUAACGAUCCCAAAGAACAUGGUUGUUAUGAUUCCAGUCUAUGCCCUGCACCGAGACCCAGAGCUGUGGCCGGAUCCAGAGGAGUUCAAACCUGACAGAUUCAGCAAGGAGAAUAAACAGAGCAUCGACCCAUACACUUAUCUGCCUUUUGGGGUCGGACCGAGGAACUGUUUGGGGAGGCGAUUCGCCAUGGCGUUGAUUAAACUGGCCUUGGUGAAGGUAUUGCAGAACUACAGCUUCCUGGUCUGUGAGGAGACAGAGAUCCCUUUGAAGAUGAACCCUGAAGGCCUUGUUGGACCUCAGCGACCAAUCAAACUACAGCUGCAGAAACGCUCUGUCAGCUCAGCAGAUGUGGAGAACUGAAGAUGACCAGGUGUCUGAUUGUGUCUGACUGCACAUCGCUCAAUGCUGAGCCUAUAUAUGAAUGCUAUAGCUUGUUUUGAUAACGUGCACUCAACACUAAUUUCAGUAUACAUAUCAAUAAUGAACAUUAUUUAAAUUGGACAUUCUAGAACCAUCUAACUUCAUUUUGUGAAUGAUACACAUGUUGCUUUCUUCUUACUCACUUGGCCUGAGAUUACUUGACAUUACCUGAUGAUCCAAUAGAAGAAAAAUCAUUGAUGUGAAAGAGGGAGAAAACAUACAAAUAAUUAAUUUCUCUGAAAAUAUAAUGAGGCAUAAAAUGGUAAUAUGAGGAAAGAGCAGUUACUUAAACGUACCUGUAUACUCUGUGUGUUCUAGUACUAAAACAUUACGCUGAAGA